Triticum aestivum (bread wheat) is the source of this 1900-nucleotide messenger RNA. RefSeq lists its product as uncharacterized. The coding region runs from base 2 to 1114 and encodes 370 amino acids. The record is from RefSeq and is a predicted model, not a curated record. NCBI's taxonomy places the organism in Eukaryota, Viridiplantae, Streptophyta, Magnoliopsida, Poales, Poaceae. The transcript has 7 exons.
CAUGGUAGACGCUACUUCUGUGGUUUCAAUCAACGCAAUCCCAUCGUCUAUCCGAUCGUCUCCGAGUUCGAAUUCCCUACUUCCUGCCCAAUCAAUCUUUCCAACGAUGCGCUCCUGCGCGCCCCUCCUCAACCCACCCUUCAAACCCGCGCCCGCGCCCCAUCCAAACCUAAACCCAAAUCCCAGCGCCGCCUCCGCGCACGGACCAACACUGCUCCGCUGCGCCCUCGUCGCGCGCGCGGCCCCAAGGGACGAUCCGUUGCCGGCGCCGUCCAGCUUCGACUUCCUGGCGCUGAAGCGGGAGCUCGAGGAGCAGGAGGAGGCGGUGAUCCCUGUGGAUGCGACGGAGGGGGGAGGGGACGACGAGGUUGUUAACGAGGAAGAUGGCGAGAGGGUGCCGAAGAGGAUAGGUAGCAGCGGGAGGAGGACGGGGAGGCAAAUGGCGAGGCGGUCGGGGUUGCUAGCGAAGCAGGUGAUCAGCGUCAGCUCAGCGCGGAGCCUCGGGUUCGUGUCUCAGCUGUGGGUCGACGCCUCGUCGUGGGUUGUUGCAUUGGUCGAAGUGAGGCCAAGCUUGCUUUCAGGAGAUGCGGACAAAUUCCUUUUUGAUGAUAUAUAUCAGAUUGGAGAUGUUGUGCUUGUUCAGGAUGAAUCUGUGGUUGAGAACGAAUUUAAGCUAGUUGGGCUGCAUGGCUUGGUUGGCUACAAUGUUGUAACUUCCAGACGGCGCAAUGUUGGUAAGGUGCGUGGCUUCACUUUUAACAUUAACUCAGGAGUUUUGGAGUCUCUUGAGCUUGAUUCAUUUGGGCUUACCAUUGUCCCUGCUAGUCUGGUAAGCACAUACUGUUUAUUUGUCGAAGAUGUGCUUGAUAUAGUUUCUGAUACAAUCGUGGUGCAUGAAGAUGCAAUCUCUCGUGUUCAACGGUUAACACAGGGCAUCUGGGGCACCCAAAAUAUGCAAGGACCUGGCGAUCAGAUAGGCGAGUACAACAGAUAUGGCAGGCGAAGAGCUAGGUCUGUUAAGAGACAAAAUAGCCAGGGAAAGCCCAUGGGCCGAAAGCUCCAUAGGAAAACGCGAGAUCCGGAGGAUGAGUGGGAACUGCCAAUGGAGUAUUGACACACGCACACGCAACACUAGCUAUCUUCCCGCCCUCAGAGAAAGAAGUGUUGUCCCGCUCGAAAAGUCCAUUCUGCACCCGAGCUCAUAUGCUCCCGCAUGAACAGUAAAAUCGAAAAAAAAUCAAAAAGUUUUUUGAGAGAAACAUUGACAAAAGUUCUAAGUGCCUGCAAAAAUUCAUCAUGAAAUCACAUUCCUGUAAGGCGUGGCAAAAAAAACAAAUUCAGUGCUUCAAAAUGCGUUUGAAAGUAGCUUUUUCAGAGUACUGUUUUUUUUUUGCCACGCCUUCUAGGAAUGUGAUUUCAUGACUAAUUUUUGCAAGCACUUAGAACUUUUGUCAAUGUUUCUCUCAAAAAAAAUUUGGAGCUUUUUUGAAUUUUUUUCGAUUUUACUGUUCAUUUAAGCUCGGGUGCAGAUUAGGCGCGUCCUGUCCCGCUCUUCUUGCUCGGCUACAGUAGGAUAUGUCAGGUUUUGUACUACUACAUUAUUGGAAGAUCACGGGUAGGAAAGGAAAUAGUUUGGCCAUCUUGGGCGUGCUUUGGCUUGGUGGGUUAGUGAAAAGCGAGUAUGUCUGCCGACCUCCGAAGUCCUAAUUCUGGUACAGAAUGACUCAUUUGUGGCGAGCAGAGCCCUGGGCCCUGGUGAGUUCAUUCUCGUGUAAUGAUGAAGUUUCUUUUGACUUCACCGACACUGAAUGGCUGAAGUGUAUAUGCGUGUAAUCAUGUAGUGAUGUACUACCACUGGAGACUGGAUUAGUACUGCUAGAUUAGUACUCUAGCUUUAGCC